Messenger RNA from Cryptococcus amylolentus CBS 6039, 976 nucleotides. RefSeq lists its product as hypothetical. Bases 93 to 527 code for a protein of 144 amino acids. NCBI's taxonomy places the organism in Eukaryota, Fungi, Basidiomycota, Tremellomycetes, Tremellales, Cryptococcaceae. The record is from RefSeq and is a predicted model, not a curated record. The transcript has 2 exons.
UGGUGAUGUGCUGAUCACCUCGACACUCCUCAAAAUUGCUCUGGUAUUCGACAUCCUUCUGCCGUGUGCCUUUUUCUUGCGCUCGAGUUCGCAUGCACAAGCUGAUCAUCCAUUCUGCGUAUACAUAUGUACAGAGAAAGGCACCGCAAAGCACGGCCGAGCGUACCCCCUGUCCCGAAAGGACGCCGAACGCCGAACGGACAUUCCAUUCCUCGCCCGACUUCUCUUCGGGCCCUUCGAGGCUUCCGUGUCUGGCUCGCGCGUAUUCUCGUGUCACUCUCACCAAAUUCUCUACCAGGGCCAGGGCCUGUUGCUCUCCCCUGCAUCGCCUGUCGCCUGCUCCACGCCUGGGAUCGCGCGGCUUGUGUCGAGCCAGGCUCCACGCUCGGCCUGCUCGUGGCUCUCGGCCUGCCUGGGUCGACUCUGAAACUUGGUCUCUCGUCGCGUCGGACGUUGAUCCCCUAAGCCCCUUGUGGUCUGACCUGGGUGAGACUGGUGCGCAUUGCAGGUGUGACUGGAAUGGAUGAGUAGUGGCGAGAUUGGAACAAAGCAAUAAUGAGGCAAACUGACUCUGAUGGAGUUGGUUCGGGAGGUCGUUAAUUUCAAUCAUUUGAAUGCAAUGCCGCAUCCGGCUAGUCAAGACACCCGGGGUCCACAGGCCGUAGGAGAUACUAAUUUACGUUGUUCAGCUGUCUUCAACGCAACUAACUCUAUGAAAGCACCUGAGCUGGUGCUGGAGGCUGAUUCGUCCUUCUCCACCAGUGACCAGAUCGAUCUACUCUUACAAACGAUACUUGUUACAGGGCAACGGGAAAAGGGUGCAUAGUUGUGCUCGACUCGUCAACCAUGGGACAACCUAAAGUAGUCUUCCCAAUACAAUGCCAUUUCUACUUGGGAGUCAUACAAAUGAAGCCCCUCGAUUCAAGCUCCAUGCGAGCAUACGAGGAGUCUGCCUCUAAUAUUAUGAUUCAUGCAG